AGAAUAGGCGGGGCGGAACGCGGAGGGGCCGGAAGUGGAUUUUUGUAACCCGGAAGGGGAAUCUUUCCCUGGCUUCGUAUUAAUGUUUUCAAGGCGCCGCCGCUUCUGGGCGUAGGGAAGCGUCUCGGGAGGAUGGUGUGCGAAAAAUGUGAAAAGAAACUUGGUACUGUUAUCACUCCAGAUACAUGGAAAGACGGUGCAAGGAAUACCACAGAAAGUGGUGGAAGAAAGCUGAAUGAAAAUAAAGCUUUGACCUCAAAAAAAGCGAGAUUUGAUCCAUAUGGAAAGAAUAAGUUCUCCACUUGCAGAAUUUGUAAAAGUUCUGUGCACCAACCAGGUUCUCAUUAUUGCCAGGGCUGUGCCUACAAAAAGGGCAUCUGUGCAAUGUGUGGAAAAAAGGUUUUGGAUACCAAAAACUACAAGCAAACGUCUGUCUAGAUGUAUUGAUGAAGUUUCUGGCUUUCUGUAUGAUUUUGCUUUCUGCUUUAAAUUCUCACAGCAUAUUAUAGAUGUUCAAGUUACAAAAUAACGUUUUAAGACAAUUAAGUUUAAACCAGGAAAGUUGACUGAUAUUCAUUCUUUUACUAUCAAGAAGUUCUGAAUAACAACAGUAAUUACUUUCCUGCUUCAUGUUAUUUUCCUUACGAGCAUCUUAUUGAUGUGGCAAAUUUAACAAAAAAGAAUAUUUUCUCAGUUCUGUAUGCACUUUUUAUUUAACAUUAUUCAUAUAAUUCUUAUUCUCUCUCUACUUUAUUUAUACGUAUUGCAAAAAUGAGAAGGAGAUUAUUGAUAUUUGCUCAGAACUUGGCAUCCAGACAUAAUUCCUCCUUUCUUCCCUUGUUGGUUGCAUAAUUCUUAAGGUCAGCAGUUCCUUUAUUAAUUGCAGCUUCACAAGGUAUUUAAAUAUCUGAGACCAUUAUUGUUGAAUGGUUCCUUAGUAAUUAACCAGGACCCAAAUCAAACACAAGUUGUAUUUAUGGUUUUUGAAAAUUUGUUCUCGAAGCCAAAGUGCUAAUACCUUUUAUAUGAGAACAAAGACACAAGGGACACCACAUAUAUGUCCAAAUAAACACAACACUGGAUUUCAGGAAAAGACAUGUUCCGUUACUUUGAGUUCACACCAUCAUGAAAGGAGAACAGUGUUUAUCCAUGUGUAAUGGAAACAAAUCACCACACUUUGGGAAAGCUCUUUGAAGCAGAAACCAAACUUCUUUUACCUCCUUUCUCCCCGCUACCUUCCUCCCCCUCAAAAAAAAAUAAAAUAAAAUAGAACAAAACAAGCA
Pteropus alecto (black flying fox) is the source of this 1283-nucleotide messenger RNA. It is a transcript of the gene CRIPT, whose product is annotated as CXXC repeat containing interactor of PDZ3 domain. Gene Ontology annotation, cellular component: dendrite. Gene Ontology annotation, biological process: cytoplasmic microtubule organization. The transcript is spliced from 5 exons. NCBI's taxonomy places the organism in Eukaryota, Metazoa, Chordata, Mammalia, Chiroptera, Pteropodidae. Gene Ontology annotation, molecular function: microtubule binding; PDZ domain binding. Bases 133 to 438 code for a protein of 101 amino acids. The record is from RefSeq and is a predicted model, not a curated record.